AUGGAUAAAGAAAGAGAAAUUGAAGCUGAAGGAACUGUAACACCUGCUGUUACUACUGAACAACAACCAGUAGUAGUAGAAGAAAAAACGACAACUGAGCAAAAACAAGUACCUUCCACAGAGGGAGCUUCUGCAAGUACUGCUGAUGAAACGGUUAUUGAACCUACCACUGCCACUAAUGCGCCUGUUGCUUCAGUUCAAUUACAAAAUUUAUCUGUUGCGUCUUUAAAGCACUCCUUGAAACAAAGAAAAUUAUCUACUGAUGGAUUUAAAGCUGAUUUAAUUAGCAGGUUGCAAGAAGCAAACGUUACUGCCGCUGAUGUUGAAAAAGAAAACCAAAAGCAUAUCGCUCCUACUCCUGAUACUAAUUUCAGUAUGGCUUCUAGUGAAACAGUAAUACGUAAAGAAUUAAGUCCAGAAGAACUAAAGGAAAAGGGUAUUGAAUUAUUAAAACAAAAACUACAUAGAUUGACCAAAUUUGGUAGUAAUGGUGAUAAUCAACAAGCUAUCGAAGAUUUAAAUAAGGAAAUUCAACGGGUGGAAAAAUAUGGGGUUGAUCCUUUAAGUGUUUUGGCUGCAGAAUUGGGUUACGGUAAAAAAAAUAAUGGUAUUAAAGGUAUAAAUGAUGAACUUUCAUUACACAAAAAUAAGAGAAAAAGUCAUCUCAAUGGUAGUAAUAAGUCAUUCAGGAAUGGACCAAGCCGUGGCAUCAACAGUAAUAAUUACGGAAGAAGAAGAGGUGGGUACAACAACAAUAGAUUUGAUGGUGGAUAUGGCAAUGAUGGUGAUAGAAACAGAAGAUCUUAUAACAGUAACAGUAGGAGACGUUAUUAG
Messenger RNA from Saccharomycodes ludwigii, 834 nucleotides. It is a transcript of the gene THO1, whose product is annotated as Tho1p. The coding region runs from base 1 to 834 and encodes 277 amino acids. The record is from RefSeq and is a predicted model, not a curated record. The transcript has a single exon. NCBI's taxonomy places the organism in Eukaryota, Fungi, Ascomycota, Saccharomycetes, Saccharomycodales, Saccharomycodaceae.